GGCGGGCGGGCGGAUCGGGGGCCGGGGUCGGGUCGGGGCCGGGAGCAGCGGCGCCAGGUGUGUGUGUGAUUCAGCAAUGUCGGGCUUACUCGACUGGCUGUACAAUGGCUUCACCAGUAUGCUGCAGUUUCUGGGUUUAUAUAAGAAAUCGGGGAAAUUGGUCUUCCUGGGCUUGGACAAUGCUGGGAAAACCACCUUAUUGCACAUGCUGAAAGAUAACAGACUGGGGCAGCAUGUGCCAACAUUGCAUCCCACAUCAGAAGAGCUGACUAUUGCAGGAAUGACUUUCACUACCUUUGACCUCGGAGGUCACGCACAAGCCCGAAGAGUCUGGAAGAACUACCUCCCUGCAAUCAAUGGGAUUGUUUUCCUGGUUGACUGUGCAGACCACUCGCGGCUUGCUGAAUCUAAAGUGGAACUUGAUGCAUUAAUGACAGAUGAAACAAUAACUAAUGUUCCCGUCCUCAUCCUGGGUAAUAAAAUCGACCGAUCGGAGGCCAUAAGUGAGGACAAACUACGGGAGAUCUUCGGGCUAUAUGGACAAACGACAGGAAAGGGGGGUGUGCCAUUGAAAGAACUCAACACUCGACCACUAGAGGUGUUUAUGUGCAGCGUGCUGAAACGUCAGGGAUAUGGAGAAGGAUUCCGCUGGCUGUCGCAAUACAUCGACUGAACCUGAGAGUAAAUUAUGCCACUUUGGACUGAACUAGUUUGCAGCUGUCUACAUGAUCUUCUUUUCCUCUGCUUCCUUUCCAAAACAACAAAAAAACAGGUCACACAGCUGUUGACAAGAUCGCAAUGCCUAGCAGGGGAGGUUUCAGAUGCAGGUUUUUAAAGUAUAAACCUGACGUAGGCGUUUGUACCUGGUUUAACAUUACAACUGUUUUGCCCCAAGUGUGGCCUGUUUACAACACCCCCUCCCCCCAACCCCCCCCCCCCCCC
Messenger RNA from Leucoraja erinaceus (little skate), 942 nucleotides. RefSeq names its product GTP-binding protein SAR1a. Lineage: Eukaryota; Metazoa; Chordata; Chondrichthyes; Rajiformes; Rajidae. The transcript has 7 exons. Bases 77 to 673 code for a protein of 198 amino acids. Gene Ontology annotation, molecular function: GTP binding; GTPase activity. Gene Ontology annotation, cellular component: COPII vesicle coat; endoplasmic reticulum exit site. The record is from RefSeq and is a predicted model, not a curated record. Gene Ontology annotation, biological process: intracellular protein transport; vesicle organization; endoplasmic reticulum to Golgi vesicle-mediated transport.